Messenger RNA from Halteromyces radiatus, 1059 nucleotides. Its product is annotated as 6-phosphofructo-2-kinase-domain-containing protein. Gene Ontology annotation, biological process: fructose 2,6-bisphosphate metabolic process; fructose metabolic process. The record is from RefSeq and is a predicted model, not a curated record. The transcript has 3 exons. Gene Ontology annotation, cellular component: cytosol. Lineage: Eukaryota; Fungi; Mucoromycota; Mucoromycetes; Mucorales; Cunninghamellaceae. Gene Ontology annotation, molecular function: ATP binding; 6-phosphofructo-2-kinase activity; fructose-2,6-bisphosphate 2-phosphatase activity. The coding region runs from base 1 to 1059 and encodes 352 amino acids.
AUGGCAGCUCAGUUAUAUAAAACAGAAACGGGACGCCUUUUUCAUGCAGGUGCCAUUUGUGUCGUUACCGUUGGUUUACCUGCUUGUGGAAAAACUCAUUGUUCAAGGAUCUUAUCAAGAUAUAUGCGGUGGCUUGGUGUGGCAACAAAAGUAUUUAGUGUUGGUGAUUAUAGACGGAAAAAACUUGGAUCUUUACCAGCUGAUUGGUUUGAUCAAGGAAAUCAAGUGAAUGCAAAAAUACGUGCUGAUUUGGCUGAGCAAUGUUUAGACGAUGCAAUUCAUUGGCUCCUUGAUGAAAACGGGCAACUAGCGAUACUUGACUCCAAUAACGUUACAGCAGCACGACGAAAAGCGAUUAAUGACAAGCUAUUGGCCAAUCAUAUUCAACCUCUCUUUAUUGAAUUUAUCUGUACUGAUACUGAUCUAGUUUUAUCCAAUAUUAUUUCAGUUAAACUCUCAUCUCCGGAUUAUAUUGGUUGGGACGUUGAAAAGGCGGUACAAGACUAUAAGCAAAGGAUAGAAAGAAACAAAGCCAAGUAUGAAACAAUAUGUGACAUGAAGACUAGUUUUAUUAAGAUGAUUGACGCCGGACGUACAUUCAAUAUCAACAAGGUGGAAGGUUAUCUACAAUCAAAAAUCGUCUAUUUUUUACUUAACAUUCAUAUUCAAGAACGAACUAUUUACUUGGCUCGAGCGGGAAAUUCAAAGGCGGAUCAUUCUUACAAAAUUGACGCACCAUUAUCCAAUGAAGGACAUAUCUAUGCUCAACAAUUAGCUCACUUUAUUGCAAAGUAUAGAUCAACAAAACUCACUACAAAUGGAAUACCUGAAAGUGAAGCUAGACCUUUAUCAGUAUGGACAUCAACAAGGCGAAAAGGCGUACAGACAGCAUUACCAUUUUCCAAUUAUGGUGCUCGGAUACAUACAUUGGUGGCAUUAACUCAAUUGAAUCCUGGUGAAGUGGAUGAUCUGACAGAACAAGAAAUCGAAGCCAAGUUCCCUGAUGAAUUAGUCAGAGCAAAGCAAGAUCCUUAUCAUCAUCGAUAUCCACGAGGGUAA